GAAUUCGUUAGUAGUCAAUUCGGACCAAAUCUAAAUUAAGCUCAAAAGAACAAUUAUUCUUAAUCAAAUUCCUUAAUUGAACAUGAUCUAGAAUUAACCAAUUUCCAUGACCAUACUAUAACAAGGGGCCCAAUCAACCAUCAUCGAUUUCUUCCACUUCACCAACCUAUCUGUCAAUCGUCAAGUGCAAAACAAGGCUGUUGGCUUGUCACUUCCACUUCAGAGAUCUGCUUCGAUCUUUCAUUGUUAUUUGAAAGCGAAAGACAGGGAGAUCUCUGAGCUACUUCCAGGUUCGUGGAUCAUACAAUUUACUUUGAAUUUUACUAUAUUAUAUACUGUACUUAAUUUAAGUUAAUUUAAGGAUUGUGUUUCAAAGUUAGCGUUUUGAGCUUAAUCGAUGAAAUUAAGGAUUACCCUUUGUUUGAUUGAUUAAAUAAACUCAUGGGUUAUGGUUUAAUUAUUGAAUUGUUUUAUGGGUUGUGUUUAAUUUUUAAUGAUUUGGUGGGGUUUUUGUGAAAAUUAAAUGACAAAUUGGGGAAUUAAGAUUAUGGUAUUGUGUUUAAUUUGGAAAUGGAACCUCAAACCCCAUCAAAAAGCAAAAAUUUGAUAUUGGGGUCUUUUGACUCUUUUCAAUCUCAUAGAAAAUUGAAAUUUUGCUUGAUUUUUCUAGCAAUUGUGUUAGUUUCAGUUGGUGUAAUUUAUGGGUAUGGAUUGUUUGGGGAGAUUAAGCCAUUUUUUACUGUGGUUGUGGAUUGUGGGAGUACUGGAACUAGAGUGAAUAUUUAUGAGUGGAGAAUUGAUGAUGGAAGAAAAGGGGGUUUGCCAAUUUUAUUGCACUCUUAUCCCCAUGAUUCAGCAAAGAAUCAUCUGUGGAGAAAUGGUUGUGAGUACCAUUGUAUGCAAACUGAGCCCGGGUUGGAUAAAUUUGUGGGUAAUUAUUCGGGGGUGAGGACUUCCUUGGUGCCGUUGCUGCGUUGGGCGGAGGGAUUGAUACCGUAUGAUAGACAUGGGGAUACACCGAUUUUUGUUUUAGCUACUGCUGGAUUGAGGAGGCUUGCGGUGGAAGAUGGCAAGAGGGUUUUGGAAGAUGUAGAGCGCGUUGUUAAGGAGCACACGUUUAAGUGGAGAAGAGAUUGGGUUAGGGUUUUAAGCGGAAGAGAGGAGGCGUAUUAUGGUUGGGUUGCUUUGAAUUACAAAUUGGGGUAUUUGAAUAGAUCAUUGAGUGAGUUGCCAACGUUAGGGCUUCUUGAUCUGGGAGGUUCUUCGUUGCAAGUAGUGUUGGAAGCAGAUGAGAGGAGAGAUGAUAGCCACCUCUUGGUAUCAAAGAUCGGUCGUGUUAAACAUCAGCUUAUGGCUUAUUCCUUGCCUGCUUUUGGUUUGAACAAAGCUUUUGACAGAACAGUUGCAAUGCUUGUUCAAGUUAAGUCAAAGGGAAAUGAUAAUGAAUCUGAUGUUAGACAUCCAUGUCUCAGCUCUAAAUUCUUAGGAAAUUAUACUUGCAGCAGUUGUUCUAAAUCAGAGUCAUUGCUACAUUUGGUCGGAGAUCCCAAUUGGGAGAAAUGCAAAAUGCUUGCUCAAGCUGCAGCAAUGAAUUCAAGUAUUUCAGAUUGGUCAGAGCCUAGAUUAAAUUCAAGCUGCCGGAGAAGGUCUCCACACGAGGGCAAGAAUAUCCUUAAUGUCGCCAUUAACACCAAAGCAGGUGUUCGGUACCAUGCUUUAUCUGGAUUCUUCGCUGUUUACAACAUGCUAAAUUUGACCGCAAAAGCCAAUUUGUCAAAAAUCUGGGAGACAGCGCACCAUCUAUGCUCAAGUACAUGGGAUGAUGAUAACAAAGUCUCAAUCAGUCGAUAUUGUUUUAAGGUGUUGUAUUUGGCAUCCCUGAUUGAGGAUGGUUUAUGUCUAGGAAAUGCAGAUGUAAUAUUUGGUCCUGGAGAUAUUUCUUGGACAUUAGGAGCUUCUUUAGUAGAAGGAGAACAUAUGUGGAGGACAACAGGUGGUUCAAGAACUCUGAUAACAACUCCGCAAUAUAUGGAUGUCAUAUCAUCGCCCAUCUUUCUCUUCGUUAUAUUGGUAGUCCUGGUAUUUAUUGUUUACCACAGUCAGAUUAAGCUGCCUAUGCCGUGAAAGAGAAGUGCUGUUGUUGGAGCAGCUUUGCCAUCUUACCCACACUCUAAGCAUCGGCCAUGACAGUUAUAGUGGUAGACUCAUGUUAUCAUACAUUGAUUUGUUUCAUUCUUUGUUGUAAUAUAGUAGUAUUUAGAGAAUUAGUACCAAGUACCAACUAUGCGAAGCUAUAUAACAUCAUUUUCUUUCACUCCACUGAAAA
Molecule: messenger RNA, 2326 nt
Organism: Chenopodium quinoa (quinoa)
Lineage: Eukaryota; Viridiplantae; Streptophyta; Magnoliopsida; Caryophyllales; Amaranthaceae
Product: probable apyrase 7
Exons: 2
Coding region: 571-2124 (517 amino acids)
Biological process (GO): nucleoside diphosphate catabolic process
Cellular component (GO): membrane
Molecular function (GO): nucleoside diphosphate phosphatase activity
Source: RefSeq, a predicted model, not a curated record